ACAGUGACUUCUCUGAAUCAAAACAAUUAUCUGUCAGAGAUAGGUUAAUCUAGUAGCUGUCAUUUCAAUCAGGUUGACAUGUUGUUUUACUGAAUAAAACCAAAUCCUUGCAGUAUUUGUAAUAGCCGUAACUUUAAAUCAGUAAAAUGACUUCCAAAUCCGAAAUCACGUUGGAACAUUUUUACAUUUUUAAUGGCACGUAUGCAAAAAAAGAAGGAGAGGAGGAAAAGAAAAUAUUAUAUUAUUAUCCAGAAAAAGAUUUGGAUGUCCAAAUUAAGAACAUAGGACUCAGCGAAGCAAUAAUCAAGUUUACAGAAUCUUUCAACCCUGGGCAACCGUGUGACUAUUGCCACACACAUAAAACACGUCAAAUAUAUUAUCAACCAGAACCUAAUUUUUGGAUGGUAAUGAUUGUUGGUAUACCAUAUAUUUAUAAAGAACGGGAUGGUAAUAAGUAUCAAAACGAUGAGGUCUCCAGUGGUGUUUGCCAAGCUAUAUUAAAACAGACAUAUAUGAUGUUUAGAUUAUUUAUGGGCUCUUUUGAAACUAUUAUUAAUGAUCCGGAAUGUGGAUCUGUAAUGUUAUUGAAACUGAAACUGGAACAUUUUUAUUCACGAUACCUCCUUCAACUAAAACUAAAUAAUAGCGACAUCUUAGACGUUUUUCAAGGUUUACAAUUUUUACCUCUUGAUAAGAUCACAUUUCUCAAGGUGCAAUGUUUUAUGAAUCUUGUAGAAGCUAUGUUUACACAAGUAAAAUACACAGCAUUUCUUUACAAUGACCAAGUUGUUUGGAGCGGAUUGGAACCUGAAGAUAUGCAAGUGGUUUAUAAUUAUUUAGUGAGUACUAUUUUGCCCGCACAUCUUGAAAAAGAAUUACACGGAGGCUCAAUACCUAGAAACUCUUCUUCACCAUUCACAACUUCACAUUAUGGAAAAUUUGUUACUGGGCCUGCUAGUGUUAACGAGCCCAGUUUAAUUGGAAAAUCACCUAAAGUUUUUAUCAAUUAUUCCAGUAAACCGGUAUCAUUAUAUUUAGUAGUGUAUCGAGCAUUAAGUGCUACAAUAUGUCUCUUUGUUGAUAAGAAAACUAGUUUAUUGAUUGAUUUUUUCAAAAGCUUAGAUGGUUUUCUAGGCCCACAGUUAACCACGCUGGUUAGUUCUGUAGCUGAGCAAUGCUCUAAAAAUGUAACAGCCACAUCAGAAUCGUGUAUAAAGUAUUUGUAUUUUAAUAAGCUAAAUCUAGCAUACAAAAGUACAAUACAUUUAGAUAAUAGACGUUGUUCCAAUGUACUUACAACACCUGAAGUAUUGAGGAUCAUCUCCGAUAUGUACAAUGACAAAAAUAGGUUGAACGAAGCUGGAGAAAUAAUUAUAAAGACUAUGAGCGAUUAUUGGAUUAUUGGGAAAUUAUCCAAUUUGAGAGAAUUUUUUGUCGUUAUACAGCAAAAAAGUGCAAGCAUUAUAGAAAUUGAUGAUGAAGUGAAGAGACUUUGUGAAAAACAAUUAAAAAGUAUUUUUUUCCAUUGAUGGGUCACCAAGAAUAAAAAAUAUAUAGUCGAAUAUUAUUUUAUCAUUUUUAUAAUUAAUUUUUUAUCGUGCUGUUUUGCCAGUUAUCAACAAGCAAUAUACAUUCUGUAAAGUGGUAUCUCAAUUGUAGCUAUAUAAUUUAUACAUAUGUGAUAUAAAAUAUGAAUUUUCUCUUUA
Molecule: messenger RNA, 1706 nt
Organism: Linepithema humile (Argentine ant)
Lineage: Eukaryota; Metazoa; Arthropoda; Insecta; Hymenoptera; Formicidae
Gene: Ccz1
Product: vacuolar fusion protein CCZ1
Biological process (GO): vesicle-mediated transport
Cellular component (GO): intracellular membrane-bounded organelle; Mon1-Ccz1 complex
Source: RefSeq, a predicted model, not a curated record